Messenger RNA from Oenanthe melanoleuca, 2253 nucleotides. It is a transcript of the gene FAM187A, whose product is annotated as family with sequence similarity 187 member A. The record is from RefSeq and is a predicted model, not a curated record. Lineage: Eukaryota; Metazoa; Chordata; Aves; Passeriformes; Muscicapidae. The coding region runs from base 855 to 2093 and encodes 412 amino acids. The transcript has a single exon.
GUUCUGUUCCAAAUCCGAGGGCCAGCAGGUGACUGUUCUCUCCUGCCUCUGCCUCGUGUGAGGAGCCUGGAAAAGGCUCUUGCUCUGGGGCUGGGCUCCAACCUCCUUCUCCAUCAUCCCAGGGCCCGUGGGUGCCUCUGCACCCUUUGCUGAGGGGGCCUGGGCCCUCUGCUGAGUGUCCCAGAGUGCAGGUCAGGGCUGUGGGGGACACAUGGCCAUGGCCAUCCAUGACAACAUCCCAGUCAGGUAAGCUGUCCCACUGUGUCUCUGGCAUUGCAGUGGGAUUACGGCCCUGCCACUGCACAUUUCUAGCUCUUGUUUCUUCCCCAAGCUGUGACUGUGUCCAGACAUUUCAGAGGAGAUCAAGAAACUGUGUGGGGUGUGAGAGGUCUCACACACAGCACUGAUGGGGUUUGCCCUGCAAUUCUCAUCUUGAGCCAAGGAACAUCAGGCUCUGUGGGCUGGCCUGGUCUCCUCCCCAGGGGGAAGCAAUGGCACAAACAUUGCCACAUUGGAACUCACCCCCAAGCCUGUCCAUUUAAAGCCCCUCUCAUCAGAUUGGCCAGCCCACAGCUGAAGGUUCUCUUGCCCUGUCUAACAGGGACCAGCCAUUAAAGCACAACCCACUGCCCAAAAGCCAACACCUUCUCACCGGCACCAGCUAUGAAGAUGCUGAUCUGCACUAGACAUCCUCUCCAAUUCCCAUCCAGCUCAAACUACGAUGAGAUGUUGGGGAUUCCACUGGUCCCAGCACAGCUCCAUUGUUGCCAGGCACAGGGUGACAACAGUCCAGAGCUGCUGGGGACAGGUGAGUUCCAGAGUGGGUGACAGAGGCUGGGCUGUUUCAGGGCAGGAUGAGGCUGCUGGGAGCCACCAUACUCCUCUCCCUGGUGGAUGCUGUCCAGGCCUACGCCAUUGAGAAGAAAGGGGACGUGUUCAAGAAGAUGGCGUGUCCUGCCUUCCUGGUGUUCGAGAACGUUGCCUACAUGGCAGACAUGACCUUUGAGCUGCCCUGCAGGUGCAAGCCCGAGGAGACCUCCUCUGUUGUCUGGUACUUCCAGAAGAACCUGCACGGCCACGAAACCACGGUGCUGACAGACUUCAACGGCACCGUGAUCGUGGACUCGAGCCACAUCCGCACGGGCAGCGAGCUCCUGAAGCGCUUCAGCAUCCGCAUGUUCAGCCUGAUCGUGUUCCGAGCCCAGGUCAGGGACUCGGGGCAUUACCUGUGUGGCACCAAGGAAGGGCUCUUCUUCUACGGCUACGACGUGGACGUGCAGCCCAGCAGGCACAUCACGGUGGCUUUUCUGGACAACAACGAGCACGUCCAAGAGGAUUAUACAAGGGAGGGAUUCACCCUCUUCACCACCUUCUGGGACUGGACCCGCUGUGACCGCUGCGGGGUGCGGGGCGAGCAGCGGCGCAUCGGGCUGUGCUACGUGCAGAGCGCCCAGCUGAAGCCCCGCUACCGCACGGCGCUGCCCAACGUCACCUCCUGCGGCUCCAGGGCUGUGCCCGCACGCUUCCCCAGCCUCCUCCGCCUCCGCAGCCCCGAGGUGGCCGUCAGGAGCUGCCUGGCCUCGUGCCCGGAGAAGGAAGCGCCCGAGGAGGGCGUGCAGUCCAUCUCCAACAUCAUCUUCAAGGUGGGCAAGAAGCCCCAGCUGCCCAAUGUGCCCAUCCAGUACCACAGGCAGCCCCCCAAAACCGACCUGGUCAUCUCGUGCCCGGGCGCGCGGCCGGAGCACGCCGUGGCCUGGGACAAGGGCUCCGCCCGCCUCUACCGCUCCCACUACCUGCUGGGGGUCAGGAAGCACAUGAGGCUCUUCAUCGACCACGGCAACCACCUGCACCUGCAGCGAGUGCGCAGGGGGGACAAAGCCACCUACUACUGCUGGCGGCAGGGCGAGCUGGUGGCCGGCUUCCACCUCACCGUCACCUACGAGCCCCGGCGCCAGCGCAGCCCCACGGACCCCGAGUCAAUCUUCGUCAUGAGGACUGUGGGUAUCUGCUUUGCCAUCAUCAUCGGCAUCUUCUUCCUCAUCCACCUGUCCCGCUACAGCUAUCUGCUGCUCGGGAAACCUGCCAAGUUAUAGCAGCUCCCCCACAGGACACUCGGACACCUCGGGUCACCCUCACAUAGCAAAUUUCCAAUUUCCACUUUCAUGUAUUUUGAUUUCAACAUUUUUUCCAUGUUAGUUUUCGACUUUUUUGAAGGGAAAAUAAUUUUUUUUUUCAAAUUAAUCUUCAGAGCUC